CAUUUGCAUUGAUGCAGAACAUUUGGGGUUGAGAAUAUAAAAAAGUAGGGUAUAGGUGGCAAUUGGUAUGAGUUGGAUUGUUGGACUGAACUGUCUGAAAAACAAUGAUGUUGAAAGAAUGCUGUUGUUAAAAUAGCACAAGCUCGAAUCACUCGUGCCUCUGCUUUCUGUGCACUCAAAUUCAACAUGGUUUGAAGUUGAUCGAGUCAACGGAAAAGACGGAGAAACGGGUGACUCAAAGGAAAGGUUAGAUCAUGGUCCUUUAUGGGACCAGACAACGAAGCUCUUCAUUCUUGAACUGCCUUGCAAGAAACGUGAUCUGCUAAGGCUGAGGCAGUUUGAUUUGUCGGUUUUUGUAACUGAUACCUACCACCAUGCAACAAGAAGGAAAGCCAAGAUUCUUGAAAUUUCACCAAGGAAGCGUACGUGGAGUUGCGUUCAGUCCGAGGGACCGUUACCUCUUCUGUUCGGGUGCAUAUGAUGGCAAGGUGAACCUGUAUUCAGCGCUACGCAUGGAGCUGCUUAUGUGCUAUCAGAUUACUACUAUGACCCUCGCACGCAACGUCAACGCUGUCCGCUUCACAUCGGAUGGCUCCAGGAUUUUGGCUGCUACCACGGCCCGUCGACUGGCCGUGGUGGAUGUAGAACGAGGGGAACAGUUGCUGGCAUAUGACAAUUGUGCAUUUAGUGGCAGAGAUCGAACUGGCUUAGCUGCGGAUCCAGUUUGUCCAAACAUGGCGGUCUCAGUUGCUGUAAAUGGCAAAGGUCUUACCCUCCUUGAUCUCAGGAUGCCUCUACCGCUUGAUUUUGUCUAUGACUUACAUAGUAGUGUGAUACGUGACCUGGCAUUUUUGAACUCCUCGUGGCCCUGGGCGCGUGGGCAUACGAGUGCACUUUUAACAGCUGGUGGUGAUGGUACAUGCAAAGUCUGCACUUUAGAUGGAAGAGUCCUCCAUGCUUUUCAGACUGGACACCAGGUCAACACGAUUUGCCCAACGCCUGAGCCAUACAAUAUUGGUGCUGAUGAUGGAUUUUACAGUGUGAUAAUGAGCGGAGGCGACAUGGUGUCGGCUUAUGUUCCCAACACAGGUAUACAAGAACAUCUGAAGGAUCAUCGUGAUAUGCAGGUCUGGAAACUCAGGUAUACUUCAAAUGGUAGCCAGUUAUAUUCGGUAUGUGACGGAGGGGUCGUUAGGCGUUAUCGCCGAUACCCUGAUCAUCAUGAAUAUUUAGGAGAGGUUUAUCAGCAUAAAGGUGAUAUUCAGGAUCUUGACAUAUCUCCCUAUGAUGAAUAUAUAAUCACUGCAUCUAAAGAUCGUUCAGUUGGUGUUCUGCGUCUUGGUGCUCCAAGUCAUGGUUGGACAGAGUACAGUGAGUUAACUUGAUACCCUGAUUGUUAAUACAGUGCUCAGGUAUCUGGUGACAUAUGAACAGUCAUGACGUAAUACAUUCCUAGUGCUGUAAGAGAUGGUCCCGGAAUGGCAGAUAGUGCAAAAGUGGUCUGGUAACAAAACUAAUACCUAAAACCCCCCACCCAUAUUAAAUUAGAUAAAUAUUAGAAGAUAUCAGUGAAUGUGUAAUAUUCAGCAAGAUCAUAUUAAAUAUCUUAAUAUUUUAAAUAUUUUCAAUGUAAUGUGUUUUGUUAUAUUAUUGUUUAAAUCUUUAAAUUUGUUUAUGGAACAGAAUGCCAUUUGGCUGUUAGAUCUUGCUGGAUAUAAUCAGUGGAUUCUUCAGGUCUUGUGAAAGAUGGUUUUAAAAAAAAUUUGUGUUGGACUAGUAAUUGGUAUUACUAGGAAUUUCUUUGUAAGUUAUAUUUCAGUGACGGUGAGUAUGUCGUGCAAUAUAUUAAUCUUUUCAAGAAUGAAUGUUUAAUUGAAAUUUUUAGCAACAUUAUCAAAUCUUGUAAUAAUCUUGAAUGGCCUUUUCCUGAUGUUUUAGUGAAGUUAUAUAAAGAAUGUGGUCUGUUAGUAAAUUUCAAGUGUUAAACGUCAUAAUCGAGAAUGUGGUGAUGUUUUAAGUUAUGGAUUAAUUCAAGAUGGUGAAUUUAUUUUAUUGUCUGCAGAUGGUAAUUGUGCCCGGUGGUAUCUUAUAAUAUAAUAUGUACAUAAUGCUAGCUACAGUAGCGAAUAUUUGUUUAUAAUUUAGUUAUAGGAUUUAAUUUUUGAAACACCUGUUGUCGGUACCAGUCAGUGGCUGUUAAAGAGCAAGUACUAUUCUUGAGUUUGAUGAGAAGCGGGAUAUCAUAUCGUUGUAUUAUUUAUAAAAUACAAGAAGACGACCAAUUUUAUUUUGAACAGUCAGAUGAGUUCUUGGGUUUGCUUAUGCUAGGCUGUAUCUGAAAUCAGUGUAGAAUUCAAGUAUCAUAAGUUCUCAAAAUGUUGCAUAAAAUUUGACGCUUUUAGAUGUUGGUGAAUUGAUUUUAAGAUUGUUUUUGUGCAGUUUAUUACAAAUUUAUGUAUAAUCGCUAAUGCGGACCAUGUCGUCAUAAUUAGCUGCAUUAUCUAUCCUCAUGUUCAGUUGGUUUUAUGUUUAACCUGACCAAAUGUUACAGCGGCAAUAUUUGUUUAUUCAUGUGGAAAGUGUUUGGUUUGUACCUCACUGAGGUACAAGUUCUUAAUUUUAGAAAUACUUAGCUAAGAUUUAUGUACAAAACGUGAUCAAAAUAUGACAGAUUUCAGAGUCCAUGUUUUUCACAGCAAGGUCUUUGCGUUGUAAUAGAAACUCGUGGACCAUGACAGCUGGAGUCUGUAUGAAGUAAGUUUAUUGGAAUCUGUGGCGAACUUGAAGAAACAGGAUAGAAUUCCAUAUGCAUUUGGAGAAUAUGCGUAUUUGGGAUUAAAAGGUUUUGCUGUAUGGUAAAAAAAACACGAAUAAAAUUACCACUGAAAAUUUCAUCAUAUCAAAUAGACAAACAUUUUCUGAUGUAUGUUUUCUCAGAGAGAUUUUGUGUAGUGCUUCUUACCCUGCCACUCCAGUUAAUGUGUACACAUUUUAACUUAAAGUACUAUUUUUGUAAAAAAUGUACUAUAAUUGUCUGCUUUUUGGAAGCGGUAGGCUAUUAAGUAAAUUAAAUGCCAUUGCAUACAUUAGAAUUAAUUUAAAUUUUAAAAAAAUAAGUGCCUUUUAUUGAUACUUUCCAGUAAUGAAACUAAAAAUGUUCUCUGACUUUUUAUUAUCCCUGUACAAGUAACCAGUUACAAUCAAAUUGUAAAAUUACCGGUACGAACCCUUCACAAGGGGAACUUGUGGUAUAACAUGUGAAAAAAAUAUUUGUUUUGCAUAUAAAAUGUACAGACAUUAAAUGCGCUUUCGGAGAAACAUUUGUGAAACAGUGCAAUAUAAUUGAAUUGAAGUUUCUUUACUUUUCUGCAGAUGGUACAGUAUAAGAGAAACUCUCAGAGUGUAGAGCGGUAAAGUGAUAUAAUGUGAGCUGAAGUAGUCACCAAUGCAGAGAAAAUUUUGAGUUGGAGUUUUCUCAGCCAAGACCAUCUAGGGAUUUGUAGGAACAGGACUUUAUAACCUGACUAUACAGAGUUCAUGAUGUUCUGUAGUGACCUAUGCAGUAGAUGUAAUUUUCUUGUUUUCUUAAUGUGCUGUUAGUAAAAUGUAGAAUAAUUACUUUUUCGUUGUUUUUUCUUGGAGGUGGAAGAAAUAAUUUUUAAUAAUAUAACCUGUCUGAAGAAAUUGAAUAAUUAUCUUAUAGGAGUCUUGAUAAUAUCAUCACUGUAAUUUAUGUUGGUUAAUUUUUAUAUGUAGAGGUAGGUGUCGGUGGUGAAUACUGGUCUAGAAGUCAGGUCAUGCAGAACUUCGGUAUUAUUAAAUCCCUUCUAUUAUUAUGCGGCUUUAUGUAAACCAUUUAUUUUAUAUUAGUUUGAUUUUAUUGGACUGGUAGUGCUACUAGCCAUACCAGAGCAUUUGCCACUGUUAGGAGUGUGAUUUUUUAAGAAUCCUGGAAUUCUUUUAUUGAAAAAAUACAAAACCUAAUAAAAAUUACAGAAUAUUUGGUCCUAAGUUGUAGGUUGUAUGGGCUUAUUUUGUACCAUCUGAUUUACUAGACUCAAGGAUACACUUGCUCAUUAUAUAAGCUUCAAACUGAUACUGUAACAUGUCCAGAUAGCAUAAAAUGCGAGGUUACAUAGUUAUGUAUAUUUCUUGUCACAGAUGAUUUAGUAUUUACCCCAAGAAAUUUAUUAUCUUGUAAAUUUAUUUAUUAUCACAGAAUAGUAGUUUCCUAAGUAUUAGUGUUAUCUGUUUAAUUCACAUGUUAAUUAAUGUCUUGUCCUUAUGAUGUCAAGAUUAUAUAAAUGUGACAUUUAACUGUUGAUGUAUUAUGAAAGGGGCAGUAGUUAAUUAAAUAUGAAACUCUUAAGUUCAGUAUUUGGCAAUAAAUUUUUUUAUAUAUAAAUAAAUCAAAUGUUAAUGGUACAACAAUGUCUUUACUAUAAAACAUUCAUAUAUCGCGUAGUUUGUAUCUUUUCGAUAUAUGUGAAAGAAUACAAUGUAAGCUACAGGCUUUAUAGACAGAACAUGAAAUUAAGGAAUAGCUGUGUAAUAAUCCAGAUUCCACCCUUUUUUUGCUGGUCUAAAUAUCCAAUUUGCCACAUACAUAAAUAAAGGUGACAUUCCGUCUGUUGUUUCGCCUUGCUACUGCAGCAUCAGUCGACGCUGGUUUCUGUUGGACGCUCUGUAGUAUUCAUACUAAGUGUCAGAAGUGUAUAGAUAUUUGUUUAAAACAAAGUUUAAAAACUUUCUUCUUGUGACAUAGUACAGUGGAUUUUACUUAAUUUUAAUUGUUAUUAUUUUUACCAUUUGUAUGGCCUACAAUGUAAUUGAAUGAAGAAAAAUGAAUACUUGUAGAACAUUUUAUGAGGAGCAUUUUGCUUGCUUAUUAAGGUAUUAGGAUGGAGCUGGAAGUCACAAAGUGUUAGCUCUUCGGACUGAUCUUCGAUCUCCUCAUCAUGAUUUUAAAUUCGCACAUAACUAAAAAUGUGUUUAGACUUAAGUAUGAAAUUCUUCAAAAACCAGACCAGAAUAAAUUUGUUCUUCCAUAAAUUUUGAUAAAAGUUGGUCAUGCUCAUCAGCCCAGCAUUUCUGAAAUUAAUUUGUUUAGAAUUUAAUUAUGGUUUCUGGGUUGUGAUACCAUGUGGUCUUGUAGGUUGUUAGCAAUGUUUUGGUGGAUUAUAUUACCUCCAUAUUCAGAAUACACUUAUAUCCUGAAAAUCGAGCUGAUAAGUACCUUGAAAUGUUGGUACCAUCUGCAAGACUACACAGUGUCACAACCAAGAAACUUCUGGCUGGGAACGACCCGUUCUUCAAGUGCAUGAGCACUGCGGGUCCCAACUAUUCAUUGGCUUGAUCUAUAGACAUUCGGUAGAGACUCCUCGGACGAGGGAUCGGCCCGUCGCGAGGCCUCUACCUGUACACCUGACAGCACAACACAGCCAACCAAGAAAAACUCAAUUAACUUCUUUGCCCCUGUGAAAACCUGAAAUUUGAGGCAGUUUAUAAUUGAUUGGCAUAAGAACUUUGAGAUAUUAACCCACAGUUUUUCUCAACUUCUUGUUGAAGUGAAGAUAUUUGUAACAAAACAUGUCUACUUAUGACUGAAGUAUUAUUGUAAUUUGGUAAUUGGAACUGAAAUAGAAUGAAUUCUCGGGCUACUAGCCGUGUAAGGUUGUUUAAUGAAGAAAAGGGUGUUUUUAUUAAACCACCUUACAUGGCUGGUAGCCUGAGAAGAAUUAAUUAUACUUAGUCACCGUGAAAACUUCGGAAGUGAAAUAGAUUAAAUACUGGGCUUUUUUGUAGUUGUGGUGUCACAGGACGAGAUAACUGGAAUAACCGGAUUUAUCUUGAUAUAUGCUUAUGUCAUGAUUAUCAUUGUGCAGUUAUUGAUUUCUGUAUGUGUUAUUUCUAGAAUUAUAGUGAAAUGUCAGCUGUGUGAUUGUUAUGGGACCAAAACUAACAUGGAAAAACGUAACAUAAUGGUAGAAUUUAUACUAUGUAAACACUAAAUGUGAUAAAUAUUAAUUUAUCCUUGUGAAACAUACAACAGAGAUUUUUUAUUCAUGAAUCCAUUUCAUUUGUUUGUAUUCUUGAAAUCUGUGCAGUCUUUGAACUGAAACGGAGACUCUUCAUACACAUUUAUUUCUGUUUCAAAUUUGUAACAAUUGAACUGCACCAUUUUAACCUUAAACAUCAUUGAGUCAAAGAUCAUGGAGUGGAAAGUUUUUGUGGUGAAGAAAAUACUACAAAAAUGGAAAUUCUAUGGUUACAGUACUUUUUAAAAUGUUUGUUUAUAUGAAGGAAGGACAAAAAAUGUUUGGCAUUUAGUUACGUAGUUUGAAGAGAGAGCCUGCCUGAUCACUGGACUGGUCGUGCUGGACACCCAUCCAUCUAUACGCGCACAUGAUGUUGAAGCCAGACGAGCAUUAUUGAGGAAACCUAAGAUAGCUUGUGACAUCAUUCACAAUUACUGAAUAUGAAGUGUAGCACAGUGAGAUAAAUUAACUACUCUUACUUAUCAGCAUAUCCUUAAUAUGGUUCAGUUAUCUUUGCAAGCUGUACUAUCGAAUUUUAUCAUUCACAUUUGAUGAAUAAUCAGGGAGGAGGUCAUAAUGAACAUAUAUGAUUUGAAGCUUUCACGGCGACAUAACUCGAUAAAAUCUUGGGCGAUCAGUUUUGUCUUAGAACCAUUUGACGCGGCUGAUCGCCAGAGAAGCAUAAUGAACAUGUUUCACAUUGAGGACUGUUUUUUUAUGUGUAGAUUGUAAAUGAAAGAAGUUGUAUGGUUUGCACAGAUAGUUUAAAUGUUAUGACUAAAUGCAGUAGUUUGAUGAAUAAAAAGUCGCCCUUUACGUACACACGCAAGGUUCCUCUGUGUUCAAAAGGAAUUGAAUUUGGUGCCAAUAUAAAAAUUUAAAGUGGCAUUCCUUAAUUUCAAGCAUUGGCCAGAUUUGCUGGAUUUAGUGAAUGUUUGAUGGCUGUUGACAGUACUAAUUGCUACUUUAUAAAAAGUGACUGAAUGAUAAUAGUAACAUAUAUUCCUCCAAAACCUGGUGUCCUACAUCUUCUGCCCAUCACAUCUUUGAUUUAGUCUUCUUAAUAUUUAGUGAUUAUGAAACUCUUUGUGCUGUUAUGUGAUAAGUAUUGUUACAGUAAUCAAACAUUUUUUUCUCUGACAGAGGCUGUUCAUGUAAUAUUGUUACGUCUUUGUAGUAGUAAUUGGAUUGUAAUCCCCUUUUUUUCAAUUAUUAUUUUGUUGCUGUGUUUUGAGUAUAUAUUUUAUUUUAAAUAAGUAAUGUCAUUGAUUAUUCCGAAGGGGGAAGGGUUAUUAUCAGAAUUGUUAUAUCGUAAGCAUUAUUGAUAAAGGUUAAACAAGUGUAUUGGAAUUGAGUGUGCAAUUAUUGAAAAUAUUGUGUGUCAGAAAAUUAUUGCAUUAAUUACCAUGUAUGGUCUACUAGUGUUAUACUGAUAAAAAAUAUUUUGUGCCUGAUGGGGAACACACUGUUUAUUCGAAAAAUGGUUUAUGUAUUCGGUGAUGAAUCAUAAGGAUGCUUUCAUAGCAAGUCUGAGGUUGUCACCCCUUACAAUUUUCUGGAUGUUUCUCUCCGUGAAAAUUUGGAAUUUCCCGGUUCUGACCAAUUUCGACUGAAGACCAGAGUCUGCAGUUUAAAACUGCAGAGGUGGCAACUCCAUCAUGUAUAAAAUAUUGGACAACAACAAAAAUAAUGUUACCUCAUUAUGUAGAAGAAGAAUGGUCCCAUAUAGACUAAGUAAGGUUUAUUAAAUAUUGAUUUUGUGUGGCAUUGUUACACCACAGUGCUUUACAUAAGAACAUAUGGCAACAGUUUAUUCAAUUUGUAUUCUGCAACUGUUAGUAAAAAAUAAUUUUCAAUUA
Messenger RNA from Zootermopsis nevadensis, 7897 nucleotides. RefSeq lists its product as uncharacterized. NCBI's taxonomy places the organism in Eukaryota, Metazoa, Arthropoda, Insecta, Blattodea, Termopsidae. The record is from RefSeq and is a predicted model, not a curated record. Gene Ontology annotation, molecular function: protein binding.